AUGACUACCAGCCAGGCGAAUUUCACAAGGAUGGACCAGAACAUAGCCUCACUGGAGGCAGGCCAGAGGAACCAGGGUGCCAUUUUGCAGGAUUUACAGAACCAGGUUGGUGACAUAGCUCGCCAGAUUAAUACCCGGGCACCGGGGACUCUGCCUGCCACUACCAUACCCAAUCCACGGGAGCCGCAUCAGCAGCUGAAUGCCAUCACCACCAGGAGUGGAAAUUCCACAUCUGUGGUACCUGCCCAGGCUCGGGAGGAAGAGCCACUGCCUACUUCAGCACUUCCAGGCGACGAUGCAGAAGUGAGAGUGGAGAAGGAAGCCUCUGCCCCCAAGCCACAACCAGUGGUUAAGGAGCAUGUACCUCAGCUUCCCUUCCCCACUCGACUACACAAAGAUAAGCUGGAGACUGAGUUUGCCAAGUUCAUGGCAAUGUUGAAGCAGGUCAACAUCAACAUACCUUUCAUGGAGGCACUGUCGAAGAUGCCCAAGUACGCCAAGUUUAUGAAGGAUCUCCUCAGCAACAAGAAGAAAUUUGGGGAUCUUUCGACAAUGAUGCUAAGCGAGGAAUGCUCUGCCAUCUUACAGGACAAGCUGCCUGAAAAGCGCAAGGACCCAGGGAGUUUUACUAUCCCUCUCACUAUUGGCAGCAUGCAUAUAGGGAAGUCCUUGGCGGACCUAGACGGUAGCAUAAAUGUCAUGCCAUACAACUUGUUUACAAAGCUGGACCUAGGUGAACUUAGCCCUGCUAGGAGGAGCAUUCAGUUAGCUUAUCGCUCUAUCGUGCAUCCUAGGGGUAUCAUAAAAGAUAUGCUUGUUAAAGUAGGCGCAUUCACAUAUCCUGUUGAUUUUGUUAUUCUGGAUAUAAAUGAGGAUGUGGAUGUGCCUUUGAUUCUGGGUAGACCAUUUCUUGCCACCGCCAAGGCCCUUAUUGAUGUGCAUACUGGUAAACUGACCCUGCGUGCUAGGAAUGAACAUGCUACUUUUUCUGUGGCUGAAUUCGAUCAUUGUGAUAUGCCUGCUGUCACACCUAUGCAUGCUAUUUCUCACUAG
Linum trigynum is the source of this 1053-nucleotide messenger RNA. NCBI's taxonomy places the organism in Eukaryota, Viridiplantae, Streptophyta, Magnoliopsida, Malpighiales, Linaceae. The record is from the annotation of a GenBank genome assembly.